CGCGUCACUUCGGGCGCCAUUUUUUGAAACUGAAAACAGCGGUUAUAUUUUGGUGCAGCGGGACAUUAAACAGUCCAGCUCGGUAUGGCCUCUAUCAAGGAUCCUGAUGUUGUGGAACAGUUCAGCAGCAAACUGGAGGAGAUAAGGACUAAGUUGUUAAUACAGGCGAUGGGAGAAGUGAUGAACGAGGCAACAGCGCAGUUCUGUCAGGGUCACAAACAGUACAUGAAGUCCGUGCUCGACACAUGCUCAAAGAAAUGCAAGGAGGAUGAAACUAUGUUCGAAACUAUACAGGCCUACAUGGAAGAUUUAAAAGUCAAGAGUUCUGUCAUGAAGGAAAAGAAUACAGAACGGCCUGAAAUUGUGGAAGAGAUUGAAGACAAGGAAAGGCAUAAAGAACUUAUAAUGCAGAAGAUUGAGAAGCUCAAGCAGGAACAAGCUAAAAACAGAGAAUUGAUUCACUUACAAAACAAGGCCAACAAGGACAGGCUAAAGAACCUCAACAAGAUUAAAGAAAUCUUUCAGGAACGGCUAAGUCUUGAGAUCAGAAAAAUCCAGGGUGAGAAGCUGCAGUUCAUCUUCAGAAAUAUCAACCACAAGAAUCCAGAAAGUGCCUACACCUUCCUUUUAAGGAUAAAUGAGGAGGGUGUGUACCAGAUUGUCUCCUGUGAUCCUCCACUGGCGCAGAUGGAACAUCUGGAGCGUAGACUGCAGGCGACCAACAACUUCUCUGCCUUUCUCGCCAACAUCAGAAAAGCGUUUGUGGCACUACACGGUGCUACAAAGACUGCCUGAUUUAAUGUAAAUAUUGAUGGCAUAAAGAGUCUGUGGAAUGCUCUUUUCACUCAGACAAAAGCUAAGUGGUCACAGUUGGAUUUUUAGUUGAAUUCACUUUGAAUUCACUUUAUUUUAUUAGUUUUUUAUUGCAUGUAGCCUAAUACCUGUUUGGACUUGUACAUAAUAAAAUGCAUAUAGUCUUGUUAUGUUCAUACCCUUUGUUGCAUUCAUUAGGUAAAGAUGUUAAAACAAGUGGGGAAAAAAAAGAAAGAAAAUGUAUUUAUUUUUGGUUUAUUUAUAGCUAGUGCAUCUUCUUGAAUAAGUGUAGAGAGACAUUUAAAAAAAAUUUCAACAUUUAAUUUUUAGCAUGCUUUCUAACACCUCUCCUUACAUUACUUUAAAUAAUGUACAAAAAAUACACUAACACAGCAUCCAACUAUUGAGGAAACGCAAUGUGUUGUACCUACGUAAUUAACUCAUGUAAUUAAACAAUAAUCCUGCAAAAAUGCUAACAUUAAACAUUUUAAUUUAACAAUCGAUUAAAUGAGAGGAAAAUUGUCAGCAGAUAUAAUUAGUAAUUCGUGUCACCAUAGUUCAUCUAGUUGUUUCAUAAGCUGCUCCUAAUGUCUGAUUCUUGAAUGUGAUGAGCAUGCUAGUGAUCACAAAUCAACAGAACAAAAAUAGGAAUAGAUGACCCUCCAGGCUCAAAUACAAAUUCAGCCUGUAUUAUUAAUAAAAGAAAAAGGCUGUACACAGUGCUUCAACCUAAAAGUACUUAAGACUCACUACUGGAUCUUACACUAAAAUGAAGUUCACUCCUAAAUAAUG
Molecule: messenger RNA, 1605 nt
Organism: Colossoma macropomum (tambaqui)
Lineage: Eukaryota; Metazoa; Chordata; Actinopteri; Characiformes; Serrasalmidae
Gene: spc25
Product: SPC25 component of NDC80 kinetochore complex
Exons: 7
Coding region: 85-795 (236 amino acids)
Biological process (GO): chromosome segregation
Cellular component (GO): Ndc80 complex
Source: RefSeq, a predicted model, not a curated record